AUGUCUUCCCCAAAAGUAGCAAUCAUCACCGGCGGGGCAUCAGGAAUGGGGCUUGCUGUCGCAAAGGCUCUUUCUGCCAAGGGUUGGGAGGUGAACAUCUUCGACCUGAACGCCGCAGCUGGAGAACUGGCGGUACGCGAGGAGAAGAACCUGAAGUUUACCCAGGUAGAUGUCAGCUCCUGGGGGUCGUUGUCUGGCGCAUUUGAUGCCGUGUUCAGAACCCGUGGCAAGCUGGACUUUGUGUUUGCCAACGCCGGAAUCCUCCAGUUGCAGAACUUUUACGAGCGGACGGACACACUGCCACCAAAGGAGCCACCGCAAACCAGCAUCGACAUCAAUCUGAAGGCCGUCAUCAACACGAGCUACCUGGCGCAGCAUUACUUUCGAGCCAACAGGCAUGCAAACCAGGACCCGGUUCUGAUCAUGACAGCAAGCAUUGCAGGAUUCUAUCCUCAAGAAUUCAAUCCUCUUUACUCAGCAUCCAAAGCCGGUGUGGUCAAUUUCCUGCGCUCCAUCGGCAAGCCAUUCUACAAUGAUGGUAUUCGUACAUACGCCAUUUGCCCAGGAACCGCGCGAACCAACUUGCUCUCCAGUGCUGCUUGGGAUAAGUUCCCAGAAGAGUACUUGACGCCAAUUAGCACCAUCGUCUCGACCGUGGAGACGCUUAAUGCGGGUGGGCCCUUUACGGAUGCUAACGGAAGGCACAUAGCCAAGGGUUCAGACUAUGGACUAGCCGUGGAGGUAUUUGGCAAUGCCUUCUAUUUC
Messenger RNA from Pseudomassariella vexata, 765 nucleotides. RefSeq lists its product as uncharacterized. The transcript has 2 exons. Lineage: Eukaryota; Fungi; Ascomycota; Sordariomycetes; Amphisphaeriales; Pseudomassariaceae. The annotation marks the transcript as partial. Gene Ontology annotation, molecular function: oxidoreductase activity, acting on the CH-OH group of donors, NAD or NADP as acceptor. Gene Ontology annotation, cellular component: cytoplasm. The record is from RefSeq and is a predicted model, not a curated record.